Molecule: messenger RNA, 504 nt
Organism: Rosa rugosa (rugosa rose)
Lineage: Eukaryota; Viridiplantae; Streptophyta; Magnoliopsida; Rosales; Rosaceae
Product: GDSL esterase/lipase At5g08460-like
Exons: 2
Coding region: 1-504 (167 amino acids)
Source: RefSeq, a predicted model, not a curated record
AUGGUGAUGAUCAAUCUUCUUCUCUCUUUUCUCUGCAUUUUCACCACCACCGCCCUUUCACAACCAACCAGUGCUCCACCGUACUCUCAAGAACCCAUCGACGCUGCCACCCUCAUCUCUCCUCCUCCUCCUUCAAUCUCCGCAACCCCACCACCGGAUUCAAUCCCACCCAAGACUCCUCUCGUCCCUGGCCUCUUCGUCAUCGGAGACUCCUCCGUCGACUCAGGCACCAACAAUUUCCUCGGGACAUUGACACGCGCCGACUGCCUCCCCUACGGCCGUUAUUUCGACACGCACGAGCCCACUGGGUGGUUCUACAAUGGCAGAAUCCCAAUCGAUUAUAUUGCAUUGCAGCUUGGGCUUCCUUUUGUACCCAUUUUUCUUAGGCAGACUGGAAGAGUGGAAGAUAUGCUUCAUGGAUUGAACUUUGCUUCUGCUGCUGUUGGAAUUAUAUUCACCAGUGGGUCAGAAUUGGUAUGCUUAACCCUUCUCUUUUCGAGAUAG